Messenger RNA from Closterium sp. NIES-67, 1348 nucleotides. NCBI's taxonomy places the organism in Eukaryota, Viridiplantae, Streptophyta, Zygnematophyceae, Desmidiales, Closteriaceae. The record is from the annotation of a GenBank genome assembly.
AGGGAGAUUUUGAGUAGUAUUUAAUGAACUAGGAGCCAUUCCGGUCGCAUUCUAGGGUAAACUGGUUCCCUUCAGCGGUAGCCAAUGCUUGGCAGUGACCAAGCAAUGUCAGCUCGGGUUGGUCGAAUCGUAGUCCUUUUCCUCCUCGCCUUAGUCGCUCGAGACUCGAGGGGUGAUCGGCUUUCGCUUAUCCAACAAACUCCUAACCGUAAUCUCAUUGGUCAAGACCGCACCCCUGGAAAGGUGUUCUCGCGCGGUCCGUAUCGCGUGCUUGAACGGGGGAUCGCUACGAAACGUCCUUUCAGCAACUCAAAGAGCGCCCUCCCAAAGCCCUUGCGCCUGUGGGUGCCGGUCUCCUCCGCCCCGCUCUCUUCGCCCGUGCUGCUCUUCCAACACGGCUUUGCUGCCAAAACGCACUUCUACUCGCAGCUGCUGUCGCGCAUAGCGUCGCACGGCUUCAUUGUGGUGGCUCCCCAGAUGUACCCCUUUAUAGGCCGAUCCAACACAAGGCCCGAGAUGAGAGGCAGCGUACGAGUGAUCACAUGGAUGAGGAAGAACCUUGCCACGUGGCUGCAGCAGAAGAAGCAGAGGCGACCAGUGUCCCAGUCAAAGCAACAACUUCAACCGAUCUCCUUCUCACCCCCCUCCUCGUCCUCCUCUCCUCCCCCCUUUAAUGUUCCAUCCCCCUCCACCUCCUCCCCCAAGAAUGCCUCCCCCACUGCCACCUACCCUUUCCGAAACACGUCACCUGAUUGGUCCAAAUUCGUCAUAUCAGGUCACAGUGUGGGUGGCAAAGUGGCAUUCGGUGUAGCACGUAACAUCGUCUCCCCCUCCUCCCCAGUCCCCAUCUCAGCCCUCCUCCUUUUUGACCCUUCAGAUGGCACCUCAAAUACCUCCAAAAACGUGCCGCCCGUUCUCGUACACCGGCCCAACUCCCUUGUCCUUUCUGUCCCAGCCCUAAUCGUAGGCUCGGGCCUCGGUCCGAUCCCAAAAGCGCCCGGGCUGCCUGCCUGCCCGCCCAAAUAUUUUGGGCAUAAAACAUUUUUUUCUGACCUCGUGGGGCCUGCAUAUUAUUUUGUAGUGCCCGAGUAUGGACACUUGGAUUUUUACGACAAGCGCAUCGGGAUUUGGGGUGCUUUAGGUGAGGUGGCGUGCAGAAGAGGGCCGGCAAAACGGCCUAUGCAUGUUGCUGCAUCGGGCAUUGGUGUUGCAUUCCUCAAAGCUACAGUGCAGGGGGACUCUGCAAAUUUGGAUGAUAUAUUGAGUAAUCCUAUACAUUCACCUGUGUGGCUAGCUGCUCCCCAAUCCAAAGGGGUUUGAUGCAUAAGUGGAAACACUUUCUGUACAG